GUUCAUACUUUUUUUAACCAACUAUAAGUACGAUUCUGCUUUCUCAUCUCUUGAUAAAGUACUUCUUCAUGCAAUGGCUUUUACACACAAUCAUGGUCUUCUUGUGAUCCUGCUCAUGAUGUUGUGUCUGCAUACGGUUGCUGAGUGGUGUAAUCAUGGAGGAGACAUCGGUAACACUAGGUAUGCCAAAGAAGAACUUCUGAUCAACCCAAAAACUGUCCCAAAACUACAUUUAAGAUGGAAAUUCUUUGCCGGAAAAGACAUAUCUGCGACUCCGGCGGUGGCCAAUGGAGUAGUCUACUUCCCAUCAUGGAAUGGGUAUGUUUAUGCAGUGAAUGCUUUCAAUGGUGCACUGAUAUGGAAACAGAACGUUGGCGAGCUGACUGGGCUGAGUGCAACUGGGACUAUAGUGAACGUAUCGGUGUCAAGAGCCACGCCAACGAUCGCUGGCGACCUCUUGAUCAUCGCAAUCUAUGGCCCUGCGUAUGUGAUUGCGGUGUGUCGGUUAACCGGAAAUCUGGUCUGGUCGGCUCAGCUAGACCCACAUCCUUUUGCACUGAUAACUGCAUCAGGAACAGUUCAUAUGGGGUAUGUGUCUCAUGAUCCAACGGUACAGAUGGUUUUCAAGACAGUUUUCAUAACAGUUUUCAAGAAACGUAGCAGGAUCCAUUUCUCUGUUGCUAGUUUUGGUUGUGCACAUGGGUUUGGAAUUGCACAAACUAAUAUUUGCAGGGCAUGGGAGACAUUUUUGGUUGUUCUAGUCAUCUACACAGCUUGGGUAUCUCCAUUCGAAUUUGGUUUCCUUGAUAGGCCAGAAGGGCUACUAGGCAUUACUGACAAUGUUGUCAACGGAUUCUUCGCCAUCGAUAUCAUUCUCACGUUCUUUGUAGCAUACCUUGACAAAACAACUUACCUAAUUGUUGACAAUCGAAAUCAAAUUUCUUGGAAAUAUGCAAGUUCUUGGCUAGUCUUUGAUGUCGUAUCCACACUCCCUUCUGAACUUGCUAAGAAGAUUUCUCCUACACCUUUACGCUCAUGUGGCUUAUUCAACAUGCUUCGCCUCUGGCGUCUUCGUAGAGUUAGUGCUCUAUUUGCCAGAUUGGAGAAAGAUAGGAACUUCAACUACUUUUGGGUUCGAUGUGCAAAGCUUAUUUGUGUCACCCUUUUCGCGGUUCACUGUGCUGGAUGCUUCUAUUACCUUCUUGCUGCACAUUAUCGCAACCCAAAAAAGACAUGGAUUGGAGCAUCCAUGGAUGACUUCCUUCACGAGAGCCUAUGGAUCCGGUAUGUGACAUCAAUUUACUGGUCUAUCACUACUCUCACAACUGUUGGAUAUGGCGAUUUGCAUGCUCAAAAUACAAGGGAGAUGGUAUUUGAUAUAUUCUACAUGUUCUUCAACCUCGGACUGACAGCAUAUCUGAUAGGAAAUAUGACCAACUUGGUUGUCCACGGUACCAGUAAAACUAGAGAAUUUAGAGAUACAAUUCAAGCAGCAUCAUAUUUUGCACAGAGAAACCAUUUGCCUGCUCGCCUGCAAGAUCAGAUGCUUGCGCAUUUAUCUUUGAAGUACAGAACAGACUCGGAGGGCCUGCAGCAGAAGGAGACUCUUGAUUCGCUUCCAAAAGCCAUCCGAUCAAGCAUUUCACAUUUUCUUUUCUACUCUCUUGUCGAUAAGGUGUACUUGUUUCGUGGCGUGUCCAAUGACUUGCUCUUCCAACUGGUUUCGGAGAUGAAAGCCGAGUAUUUUCCUCCCAAAGAAGACGUGAUAUUGCAGAACGAAGCGCCCACAGACUUCUACAUACUUGUUACCGGAGCUGUGGAGCUAUUGGUCUUCAAAAACGGAAUUGAACAGGUCAUUGGAGAGGCGAAAACAGGUGAUCUUUGUGGGGAGAUUGGUGUGCUAUGUUAUAGGCCACAACUCUUUACAAUGAGGACUAAACGAUUAUGCCAGUUACUGCGUAUGAACCGGACCACAUUCUUGAAUAUUGUUCAAGCCAAUGUCGGAGAUGGAACCAUAAUCAUGAACAAUCUCCUUCAGCAUUUGAAAGAACAGAAUGACCCGAUAAUGGAGGGAGUUUUGUUGGAGACAGAGAACAUGCUUGCUCAUGGUAGAAUGGACCUACCUCUAAGCCUAUGCUUUGCUACACUUAGGGGAGACGACCUGUUGUUGGAUCAAUUGUUGAGACGGGGUUUGGAUCCAAACGAAUCAGAUAACAACGGGAGAUCUGCUUUGCACAUAGCCGCGUCGAAAGGAAGUGAGAAUUGCGUGCUUCUCCUGCUCGAUUAUGGAGCAAGUCCUAAUAGCAGAGAUUUAGAAGGCAAUGUGCCAAUAUGGGAGGCAAUGAUGGCUGAUCAUGAGCCAGUGGUCAAGAUACUAGCAGAUAAUGGUGCCACCAUAUCAUCUGGCGAUGUGGGUCAAUUUUCAUGCACUGCUGUGGAGCAAAACAACUUAGAGUUACUCAAAAAAAUUCUUUAUCACGGAGGGGACGUAACGCUUCCAAAGAGCAAUGGAUCCACUGCUCUUCAUGUAGCAGUUUGUGAAGGAAACACCGAAAUAGUGAAAUUCCUAUUAGACCAAGGAACUAAUAUUGACAAACCAGACAUCCAUGGUUGGACCCCUAGAGACCUAGCAGACCAGCAAGGACAUGAAGACAUAAAAACCCUUUUCCAAUCCCAUAAAGCGGUCAAAACACAAUCUUUCGUUGUCAUACCAGAACAAAAACGUGAAAAUAAGGUAUCUGGGAGAUUUACAAGUGAACCAACGAUCUAUCCCAUGUCCCGGGAUGGCUCAUCAGGCGGAGUAACUGAAUGGACAUGGAGGCAAUCCCAACCAAGGCGUAGAACCAGUAACUUUCACAAUUCCUUAUUUGGGAUUAUGUCAGCAGCCAAUGGAGGGAACAACAAUGACUUGCUUUCAUCUAUAGAUCAGACUAAAUGUGCUGAGGCUGAUAGAGAUUGUCCUAUAAGAGUGACCGUUAGUUGCCUGGAAAAGGGAGAUGUUAAAGGAAAGCUUGUGCUAGUUCCACAGAGUUUUCAAGAGCUACUUGAGAUUGGUGCUAAAAAAUUUGGUUUGUUGGCUACUAAAGUUCUAACCAAGGAUGGAGCUGAAAUUGAUGAUAUAGAGUUGAUCAGAGAUGGUGAUCAUCUUGUAUUUGUUAGUGAUGGUGAGAUGGGAGAACCUAAUUGCCAAAAUGGAGGGGUUUUGAGUUGAAAAUGGUGCGUGGAUGCAUCAAAAAUUUUCUCUUAGCUCUACAUACCCCAAAAUAGAAUCAGAAAACUACUGAGAAUUUUUAAAUAUACACCCUAAAUUUUAAAAUUUUAGAUAGUUUUUUUUUUUUUUAAACCCUUUUUGUCAGCUCAUUAAGUGAUUCAAUGUAAAGUUCUUGGUUUGACUUGAAUUAAAUGAUGGUGGUGAUAGAUCAACUAUUGUCACAGAAAA
This is a messenger RNA of Camellia sinensis, 3439 nucleotides long. The record is from RefSeq and is a predicted model, not a curated record. Lineage: Eukaryota; Viridiplantae; Streptophyta; Magnoliopsida; Ericales; Theaceae.